AGUUUCUCAAAUUUAUUAAGAAAAAAAUCCAUCAGUUCAAGUUUCAAGUCUCAUCUAUUUUAUAAAAUAAUAAACGUAAAUAUUUUCUGCAAAACUUAAAAAUAUGUCACUAUUUGGAGCAUUACUUGGUGAUUUCGAAGAUGAUGGUUACAUGGGUAAUCAGAUUAAUUCUAUGAACAUGCAAAUGCGAAACAUGAAUCGUUUCAUGAAUAAUAUGAUGAUGCCCGAUCCAUUUAACAUGCUCACUCCUUUCGACGGAGGAUUCAAUGGCAACAAUAGUAUGAUGGAACGUGUUCCAAUGCUUGGUGGUGGGUUAUUUGGAUUCCCCGGCAUGCCGAAUAUGAAUCGUUUAAUUAGCACUGAUAUUGGAAACAAUGGCGCAUCCUUCUGUUCAUCAAGCGUGAUUUCAAUGUCAUCCGGGCCAGAUGGCCGGCCACAAAUCUAUCAAGCUACUAGUAGCACUAAAACUGGUCCCGGUGGAAUCCGUGAAACACGCAAAACUGUCCAAGAUUCUUCCAGUGGAGUGAAGAAAAUGGCAAUUGGACAUCAUAUUGGGGAGCGUGCUCACAUCAUUGAAAAGGAACAAAACUUACGCUCCGGUCAACAUGAGGAACGUCAGGAGUUCAUUAAUCUCGAUGAAGAAGAAGCCGAGAGCUUUGAUCGCGAGUUCACCAACAAAGCUCGCAUGCACACUACUCCAUCUAUAAUGUCUGGAGGUGGCAAUCAUUCCCCCCAUCACCGACAGUACCAAAGAGCAUUGCCCGCUCUUCCAGCACCUCCAUCGGCAAAUACAAGUAGGAUAACGUCAACUUCGUCUUCAACUUCUUCAACCCAAAAAGCUACAGAAUUUUCUUCAGCAUCGGCAGCAACAACUACACAAAACACUCAAUCAUCGAAAUUAUCAUCUGCAUCGGUCAGACGAACUGCAUUGAGAAAUGCAUCCAUGGCUACACCACGUAGACCGCUGCGUACCCCAUCUUCAUCGCCGUUGGCUCUAACUACGUCUGGCCACAGUAGUACAUCCGCAACAAUAAGCGUUCAUCCCCAUCCAUAUAACAACGCGGCCGCACGUCGUAACUUCCGUUCCAAACAUACCAAACAUCAACAGCAACAUCAGGAACAAUUGUCUGAUGAACAAAAUCAGCAACAACAACAACAUGAACAAGAACAUGAACAUGAUCAACACCAAGAAUUACAUAAUACCGAAUCAAACUAAGCUUACGAGACUUGGAUAUUACAUUUAAUUAAUAAAUAGAUUUAGUUUUUGUCUUCUAAAUACAUAAAAAGAUUAUAAAUGUAUUUAUCUUCUAUAUUACCUUAAAAUUGAUUAAACAAAACUUCUCUUGAAAGCUCAUUUCUUCGGCGCUUCUAAAUUUUAAUAUUAUUUCAAAACAACCAACAAAAUCAAUUAUUAUUCCGUUAUAUUUUAAUUCAAAAAUUGAUCAUCUUUGAAACAAUAGCAAAUUUGUUUAUUUUUUUUUAUUUUAAGAACAUUUUUGAUACAUAAUGUAAUAAAAUAUGAACGUUAUAUCAAAGUGAAGAAUUUAUCCUCAAAACAUAUUAUUUGAUUUUUUAUGGUCUGUUUAAAUUUAAAAGCAGAGGAUGUGCUUUUACUAAUAAUAUUAAAUACCAACAAAAAAUAUUCCUUGCAUUUUAGGAAAAGAGCAUUGUUAUAUCACUUUCAAAAUUUCGAUUUAAGACAAAUGCCUACAUAAAGGUUUAAAAAAAAAUAAAUGUAAAAUUGCAACACAUGCUACAAAAUUUAACCUAAAUAACUUUAUAGAACAAAAAAAAAUAAA
Molecule: messenger RNA, 1799 nt
Organism: Episyrphus balteatus (marmalade hoverfly)
Lineage: Eukaryota; Metazoa; Arthropoda; Insecta; Diptera; Syrphidae
Gene: Mlf
Product: myeloid leukemia factor
Exons: 5
Coding region: 104-1216 (370 amino acids)
Biological process (GO): regulation of DNA-templated transcription
Cellular component (GO): nucleus; cytoplasm
Source: RefSeq, a predicted model, not a curated record